Schistocerca piceifrons (Central American locust) is the source of this 978-nucleotide messenger RNA. RefSeq lists its product as uncharacterized. The record is from RefSeq and is a predicted model, not a curated record. NCBI's taxonomy places the organism in Eukaryota, Metazoa, Arthropoda, Insecta, Orthoptera, Acrididae. The annotation marks the transcript as partial. The transcript is spliced from 3 exons.
AUGGGGAUGUUCUCGCGCGAGCGGCUGGUGUAUCAGGAGGUGCUGAGCUGCGGCCGCGCCGCCGGCGUGGGCCCGCUGCUGCUCGGCACGGCAGGCGACACCUUGCUGCUGCAGGACCUGGCCGUCGGCGGCUUCCGCGCCGCCCCCGCCGGCCUGCUGGACGCGCAGCACGCGGCCGCCGCGCUGCGCGCACUCGCGCGCCUGCACGCCGCCUCGCUGGCCGUCGAGGCCGGCCUGCCCGGCUCCCUCGGCCGCUACUCCGAGGUCCUGUUCACCGAAGCCAGCCGCGAAUACGUGCAGCACUUCGUGCAGCCCAACUGGCGCGCAGUCGUCGACGUGGUGGCCACGUGGGACGGCUACCAGAAGUUCGCCGACAAGCUGCGCGCUAUGGAGCCCGCCGUCAUUGACAGAGCAAUUGAAAUCGUCAAGCCAAAAGAUGAUGAACUGAAUGUGUUAACACACGGGGACUUCUGGAAAAACAAUAUACUGUUCCGGUACGACCCCAGUUCCGGAGAUGUAAUCGACGCACGAGUGGUGGACUACCAGCUAAGUAGAUUCUCCUCGCCGUCUCUGGACCUGAAUUAUUUUUUCCACACCAGUGUAGAGAACACGGUGCGCCGCGGCCACAUGCCGGCCCUGGUUGCGGAAUACGUGGACACGCUGAACAAGCAGCUGGAGACGUACGAAGUGCAGCGGCGGGUGACGGUGGAAGAGGUAGAGCGGCAAAUGGGGGAUCGGCUGGAGUUUGCACUCCUGGCGGCCUGCACCGACCUGCGCGCCGCCAUGAGCGCGCCAGCUGACACAGUCGAGCUCUCGCAGCUUGCAUCCUCUGGCGACUCCCUCACCAGCCUCUACCACUCCGAGAGCUUCAAAGACGUCUUCUCUUUGAUGCUACUAGAAUUUGAACAGAAAGGCCUCUUACUCCAACACCGCCAGGCUACCAACCUUAUGCAUAUCACAGCUGUCAGUGCUGGAUAC